This is a messenger RNA of Plasmodium vinckei vinckei, 10041 nucleotides long. RefSeq names its product cysteine repeat modular protein 3, putative. The record is from RefSeq and is a predicted model, not a curated record. The coding region runs from base 1 to 10041 and encodes 3346 amino acids. Gene Ontology annotation, biological process: signal transduction. The transcript is spliced from 3 exons. Lineage: Eukaryota; Apicomplexa; Aconoidasida; Haemosporida; Plasmodiidae. Gene Ontology annotation, cellular component: cell surface.
AUGGAAAUAAAAGCCAUUAUUUUAUUUAUUUCAUUUUUUGCGUAUAACGCAAAUAUUAUUAUAAAAAAUGAAUUUGUAAAAACAAAGCAAUAUUAUAAUUAUGAAUACAACACAAAUAGGUCCAAUAAUUAUUUGCUACCUCAUUCAUAUGAAAUAUAUACCUUUACAAUAGACAAAACAAUACAAACUUAUAGUAUAUUCGUUUUAAAUAAUAAUAAAUCCGUUGUCCGAAAUUGUUAUAAAUUUGAAAAAUGUUCCAAUUGUUUGAGAUAUUACCAGAUAAAGAUAUUUCACAGGGAUAAAAUAAAAAUUUAUAGUAAACAGAAUAAAAAUAUUUGUAUAGACACAAUUUUAAGCAAUACAUUGAAUAAAAAACGAGCACGCUCAAAUAAUUACUUAUAUUAUUUAAUUAUUAAUGAUUGCAAAUAUGUUAAGAAAAAACAUGGAGUAUGUAGUACAGAAAAUAUUAUUAGUAAUCAGAAUCGGAUAAUCCAAGUAAAGAACAAAACAAAGUAUAUAACUAAUAAAGCAUAUCACGUGCUCGUAUUUUUUAUAGAUUUAUACAAAUCAAUUCAAAAUAAAACCAUAGAUUGGAUAGUAUCAAAAAAUGAAAACAAAGGAUCAUUUUUCAAAGGUACGAAUGACUUAAAAAAUAAUAAAUGCCUUUUUAUAAGUGUUGCACACUUACCUUUGGUAUAUUAUGAUUAUUUUAAUAAAUAUUACGGUCAUAUAACAUCAAAAAAACGAAAGAAACGGUAUCUUGAGGAAAUAAUAAAUGUGGGAAAUAUAUUUAAUCAAAUGACCAAAAAAAUAAAUAUUACAACAAAAAGUCAUGAAUCAAAUAGAACAAUUAAUAGAAAAGGAGAUGUACAUAAAAGUAAUAAAAAUGGCAGAAACAUGCAUUAUCAGAAUAAUAUUAAAAAAAUAAAACAUACUAAGAAAAAUAAUACUAAGUUUUUGAAAUCACGAUUUUUAGAUAAAAAUAUAUAUUAUUCAAAUUUAUCCAAAAUAAAAAACAAUAUUUUGAGCGCAAUCCACCUCAAUGAUAACUUAUCUAAUAAUUUAAAAGAUUCUAUCAAUAUUCAGUUUACACCCAAUCAGACAUUUAUACGAAGCAAAGAUGCUUUAAUAUCGUUAAAAAUAUAUGGUAAUAUAAAUGAUAAUGCUUCUAAUGGAUUUAUAUAUAUUUAUAAUCUUUGUGGAAAAUGUGAUGGAUUGAUAAUUGCAAUAGUUAAGAUAAUUAAGGUAACAGAUCUAUAUAUCAUAACAGAUAAAUUUGAGAUGACUAAUAUUGGGAUGUUUUCAAUUUGUUUUAAUAUAAAUACUACAUAUAUUCCAAUUGGUAAAUUAAAAAUUCAAAAUAAUUUAAUUGAGCAAUUUGAUAUUAUUGCUAAAGAAAAUUAUAUAUCAACAUUUAAUUGUCGACUAAAUGAAUCUACUAUAUUAUUACAGAUGAAUUCAUAUAUAGGAACUGUCUAUGUAAAUGUCAAUGGGAAAUUGAAAUAUGACUAUAAUAUGCGCUCCAAACUAGAAAACACGGCGAAAUCAAAAAUCCAUUCUAUUGCAUGUUAUUCAUCAGGAAAUUACAUUGCUAUCCUCCAAAAAACAUAUGUAUUCAUCUUUCUAAAGGAUUUUAAAAUUUUUGUUGAAGUUAUUUUUCAUUUUUUAGAUAAUCCAAUUAGUAUAUUUUUAGAUGGAAAUAUUAUAUAUAUUAGUGAUGCAAGCAGAAAAAAUAUAUUUCGAUAUAUUUCUAUUUAUAUAACAAAUAAAAGUAAGGAAGCCCAAAUUUCACUAUUAGACACUAGACUUAACUCAGCACCAAGAAAUAAAAUACCCAAUGGAAAUCUUCAAAAUGCAAUGCAUGAUGAAAGUGACAAAAAUAUCAAGAAAAGGUUAACACAAUUGAAAAUCUCAAAUUUAUUACAACUAAAUAUAAUUCGACAAAAUAUCGAAAAGCAUGAGCAUAGAAAUGGAAUAAAUUUCGUUAUAGGAAAUACCCAGUAUACAGAUAGUUCAGGAAUUCCAUCCCAAGACAAUAUGAAUUUACAUGCAUUAAUAAAUGAUAGAAUUUCCUUAGUUUAUCCAGCAGGUAUUGUAGUUUUAGAUAAUAGAUUAUAUUUUGUUGAUACAAUUUUGCAUGUACUAUUUUGUUAUUGUUUAAAAAAAAACGAAAUGAUAGAAAUGUAUGGUUAUUUGAAUUCACCGAUUAAAAGUGAUAGCGGCUUAGAUCAGCCAUAUUCCUUAUCACUAUAUUAUUAUGAUGAAGCAAAAAUAAACCUUUUAUUUUUAAGUGAAUUGUCUACAUCAAGAAUAUUAAUUUUUGAAAUAGAUAAUAAUAUUAAAUUGUAUCAAGUAUAUAAUGAUUUGCCAUUUAAUAUUAUUACUGAUGUUAUUGCAACACCCCGUUUUUUGGUCGUAUGUGGAAUGAAUUUAAACAAUGAAAGUAUUACAACUUAUAUUACAUUUAUUGAAAUGAAAGAUUUAUCCGAUAUACAAAUAAAAUAUAAUGGAUUACCUCGUUCGUUCAAGCGUAAUGAAAUAGUACACAUAUCACCUUUAAUAAAAAGUGAUAAUAUUACAAAAUUUAUAAUGAAUCAAUAUGACCAUAAUACUCCACGUAAUAAUAUUAUCACAGGAUUAGAAAUAGAAAAAGAUACUGGAAUUAUUUAUGGGAAGAUAGAAAUCUUUGCUAUAUUUGAUAUAGAAAUAACAGUAUAUAGUAAUUUUACAAAAAAAAUAUUAAUUUUAAAAAAUAAUAUUUCAUCAUGCCCUAAAGGCCAUUUUUAUAAUAAUAAUGCUAAUAAUUGUGAAUUAUGUCCUAUUGGGUAUUUUAGUAGAUAUUCCAGUCUAGAUGACUGUUACCGUUGUGAAGAUUAUUUAAAAAACUCAACUACAUUUUAUAGUGGGUCCGAUUCAGAAAAUGAAUGCUUAUGUAAACCUGGUUAUUAUUUAAGAGAAAAUAAAUGUGUAGAAUGCCCAGAAGGAUUUUAUAAAGAUGUUAUAGGAAAUUUUAAGUGUCAUUUAACAUGUGAAUUAAUGAAGACAAGCACUGUAACUGGAGCCCAAAGUUAUGAAGAAUUAAACUGUUCAUGUAAAGCUGGAUAUUAUACUACUUAUAAUUCCAAUUGUCUUCCUUGCCCUUUUCAUAAUUAUUGCUUAUAUAGUCCUCAAAAUAUUAAUUAUAGAGGUAACAUCAUAUCGUGUGGCCUGAAUUCAUUAACAUUGACUAAUGGAGCAUCAUCACCAUCUCAAUGUCUAUGCAAUAGUGGAUAUUAUUAUAAUAUAAAUACAAAUAAUUGUCAUCCAUGUGAUUUUGAUAAAUACAAAACAUUUAUUUCAAAUGAACCAUGCGAAGAUUUUGUGCAUAAUCCUGUAUAUUCACAAGAAUAUUUACCUAAUGAAAAUUAUAUCCAAGGGCAUAAUAUGUAUUUAAAGCAGACAAAUAAUAGUAUGUUUGCUAUGAGAAGAAGAUCAAAAAUGCUUAAAAAGGCAACUUUAUGCGAAAGUGGAUAUUUUUAUAGUAUGAAUAAAUCAUUUUGUUCUAUUUGUAGAUAUGAUCAUAUUUGUAAAGGGUUAUAUAAUCCAAUAGCACAAUGCCCUAUACAUUCCGUUACUACAAAAUUAAAAAGUUAUUCCUAUUUAGACUGCUUAUGCAUACGGGGAUAUGGAAGAAUAAUUGUUAAUGAUUUUAAUAAUUUUUCUAUAUCUUGUAAACCGUGUCCAUAUAAUACAUUUCAGCCUCAUCAUUCGGCAGGUGAAUGUAUACCUUGCCCGCCUUAUACUUUUACAAAAAAUACAAAAUCAACAUCUAUUACUAAUUGCAUACCCAAAAAUGGAUAUUAUAACCAAUAUUUUGAAUAUAUAUAUGAAUAUACAAAAACUAUAUUAAUUCAAAAUAUCCCCAAUUUUUUGCAGCAAUAUCAUAUUUAUAUAAAUGAUCAGUAUACAGAAAUUAAACGAAACGUCCCUGAAAAAGACAAAAAUGAAAAUCAUAUAAAAGAGAAUACUGAUGGUAAAAUUUAUUGUUACAAUAAUGAUAUACCCUUUGAUCUAAGUGUAAAUAAGUAUGGAUAUAAUGGCGCAAAAGAAUCAUCUGGCUACUUUAAAACAUAUGCGCAAAAAUAUAAUAAAAUCAAUGCCAAUGAUACAAUGAUAUGUUCUAAAUCAUACAAUAAUGGUAGGGAUAAUUACAGCGAAGAGUCAAACUUUUCUCAUGCUCAAAAAACUUCAAAAAAACUGAAUAUUCAUAAAAUAAAUAAUAACAUACGACAUUUGAAAAGCCCUUAUAAUAAUAUAUUCCAUACAAACUAUUUAAAAAAUAUAAUUUUAAUGGACAGGGUAAAACAUUACAAUUUUUUUCAACAAAAUCCUGGUUUUUUCAAAAUUAAUAAUACUAAAAGGGAUAGAAAAAGUGGUGCAGGGGAUACAAUUGAAGUGAUAAAUAAUCACAAAAAUGGUAUAAGCUUAAUAAAUGUAACAAAAAUAUCAUCAUCAAUCACAGGAAUCGAAAAAACAAUCAAUGAAAUAAAUAUCUUAUCAACAACGUAUAAAGAUAUAUUAAAAAAUAUAAAAAAAAGAGAACAUACUUACAAUUCCGACAAAUACAAAAACAUAAUUUAUAGUUGCUACCAAGCAGAUCAAUUAACUAAACACAUUAAAAAUACGAUAUAUACAAUUACUAUCCAUGAAACAGAUAUAAUAAACUGCUUAAACAAAUGCAUUUCCAAUGUAUAUUGCACAGGAAUAGAACUAGAUCAAAGAGAUAAUGAAGGGAAAACACAUAUAUCUUAUGUUUUAGCCAAAAGUUCUGGAUCCGAAAAUGUUAAUAUUUAUAAAUGUAAUUUAUUUCUUUAUGAAGACCCCGAUCCAGAUUACGAUGAAGACGAUAAAAAUAUAAAAGGAGACAAAUUUUAUAUUAAAAUCGAUGAUAUAUAUAAAUAUAAUCCUACAAAUAAAAUAACAAGGUGCAUUAUUCAAAAAAAUCCUAUUUUCCAACUUUGGAAAAUUUAUACUUUUGAAAAAUGCCCAAAUAAUUAUUAUUGUCUAGGAAAUUCAUAUGAAAAAUCUAAAUGUCCUUUAAAUUCUGUAAAAAAAGAAUUUCAAGGGAAAAUAAAGAAUUGUUUAUGUUUACCUGGUUUUUACUUAAAUGUAAAUACUAAAAAAUGUAGUGGAUGCCCUAAAGGAACUUAUAAAUAUAAUACAUCUAAUGAAAAUUGUUUAGAAUGUCCUUUAAAUUUAACCACGGUUUCUGAAAUGUCUACUUCAAUAUAUGACUGUGUUUGUAAAGAGGGAUAUUAUUUUGAAGGGACUAAUCAAAUUAAAUUGAUCAAUACAAAUAAGGUAAAACGAAAUUUACUGAAAAGUUAUGAACCAGAUAAACAUACACGUCUUCAACAAAUAAAAGAUAUGUUUUUAGAGAUGAAUCAAACCAAUCAUUUUUUUAAAAACUCAAAAAGAAUUAAAAGCAAAUUUACUGAACAAGAGAAAGUGAAAUACGCUAUUAAAAAACGAAAAUCAAAAUAUUUGGUUAAAAAUAAUUUAAUCUCAAUUAAUGAUAUAAAUUUUAUUCAAACAGAAAAUAUUAAAGUAAUUAAUUUAAAUCCAAUAUAUCAAAAUACAAAAAAUAGCGAAAAAUAUUUGCAUUCUACAGUAGAUUCUAAAGACAUACAAAAACACAUAUAUCAUAAUAUUAAUGAAAAAUGUGUUAAAUGUCCUGAUGGAAUGUUUUGUCCAGGUGCUUGGUUAAAAAGUUUUGAAUUUCAAAUUCAUCAUCCCCCAAUUUUCUGUCCAGAAGGCUCAUUUAUUCCUAAAACCACCAUUAUAUCGGCGGAUAUAAAUAAAUGCUUAUGCAAAAAAGGAUAUAGUAUAAAUUUUAAUAGUAAUAAAAACAAAUGCAUAAAAUGUAAAGAAAGAUAUUAUAAAGAUGUAGUAGAUGAUUCUUUAUGUGCAGGAUUAUGCAUGGAAUAUUCUACUUCAUUUAAAGGCUCGAUCAGCAAAAAUCAAUGUUUUUGUAAUACAGGAAAAUAUAUGAUAAGGGAAUCCUCAAAUGAAAUUAAAUGCAUAAGUUGCCCCCAAGGAUCUUUAUGUAUUGGAGGCUUAAAAUAUAAACCAUUAAAAAUGUUAAUUAAAAAUAUUAAUUAUACUAAUAUCGAAAUGAUUGAUCAUACUGUUCCGUUUCCCCAAAAGGGAUAUUUUGCUACCUUUGAGAUUAUGCAUCCCAACUUUUCUUGGACACCAUUAAACUCAGUAAAUCUUCAAAUAAACAAUUAUGAUAAUUCUAAUAUUGUGUUAUCUGACAAACUAUUGUUUGAUCUUUUUUAUAAGAAGAGAAAUUAUGUCGAAUUGGAAGUGAGCAACUUUAGAAAUGAUAAUAAGACAUCAUUAUUUAGUAAAAACCGUACAUUUUUUAGAAAGAAAAUAAUAUUAGAUAUUUAUGGUGAUAAAAAUAAUAAAGGAAUAUAUUUUUCAAAACAAAGAAAUAAAACACCUGUGCUGAUUACAGAAAAUGGAGAGAAAAUAGAAUACAAAAAUCAUCUUCUAACUGUUGAUAGAAUACCUGAUUUUCAUAUAUGUCCAAUUAUGAAAAAAUGUGUAGGAGGAAUAAAUAAUUUAUGUUAUGAAGGAUCAGAAGGGUAUUUAUGUAGCAGUUGUUCUAAAAAUUAUGAUACAAAAUAUUUUAGAUCGCAAUGCUUUAAAUGCCAACACACAAAAAUAGAAAUAUUGCAAUUUAUAUUGUUUAAGAUUGUUUUUUAUGCAUUAAUAUUUUUUUUAAUAUAUUUAAAUUAUUUUUGUUAUAUAAAAAAAAAUUUCGUAUUUAUAGCUAUAUUCAAAAUAUGGUAUGCAUUUAUUAUUUCGUUUAUACCAUAUAUAUUUAUUAUGGAUUCUAGUUUACCUAGAAAAGAAAAUUAUAUAUUAUAUUUUCAAUUUUUUACUAGUUUACCUAUAAGAUUUAUUACACAAUAUUUAAAAAUAAAUUGUUUUAUUAAUUCAUAUAAUAAUGAAAAGUAUAUAUAUGUAUGGUAUAUUCAGAGAUUUAUAAAAAUUGCCGAGCCUAUAAUUGAUUGUUUUUUUCUGGUCUGUAUAUUUAUAUGUUUUUAUCUAGUGUACACAUUGUGGAAUCGUCAAAAAAUACGUCGUAUUCAAAAAGUUAUUAAAAAGCAAAUAAAUAAAGAAUAUAACAAUAAAGAAUAUUAUCAAUACGUGUCCGAUUUCUAUUAUCAUUGUUAUCAAAAAGGGGUUAUAGAUACUAUAAAUAAUAAAAGGAAUAAAACAUAUUUAGAAUAUAUUAAGUAUGAUCGAGAUCCUUUUUCCUCAUCGACUUCAUUGGGUUUUAGAGAGCCCUUGCUCAAAAAAUGGAAAAAUAAAAAGUGCUUCCAUAAAUGGAAUAAAAGGAAACCUCAUAGUAUAACUUCGUGGAAAUCGAAGAUAAUCCAAAGUUCAAAAUGGAUCAAUCAAAAAGUAAACGCUAAAGCCCCCAAAUGGAUAAACAAGAAAAAUGAAAUAAAACAAAAAACUAAAAUAACUUCAUUAGGUGAUGUUAAUUUUUGGGAGUCAUCAAGUUUUUCACACAAUAAAGAAUUAAAAAAAGAAAAUAGUAACGAAUAUGAUUUUCCAAAUGUUAUAAAUUUUAAAAAAGAUAUAUAUUCCAAAAUAAAAAAAACAAACAGUUUGUCUAUCGACGAAAAUAAAACAAAAGACAAUUAUUGGACAUGCAUAUGCCUACUCAAUAUAUAUAAUAUUAAAGCUAUGGGCCUAUUUCGAUAUAUUCAUCCCCCUAAUAUUAGUAUACGUAAGAAAAUUGAAAGUAUAUUAUCAGAUUUAAAUGCAAUAUAUAUAAUUGUAUUUUAUAUACAUUUCCCGUUUACAUUUAUGAGUAUAUUAGAGCUGGUUUGGUGUCAACCAACAAAAUACAAAGACAAACUCCCUAUAUUAAUAUUAUAUCACAUGCCUUCACAAAUUUGUAAUUUUCAGAAUAAGCUAUUUUUAUCAGGAGUUUUGUUUUCUGUCUUUUUCUUUUUUAUAUAUUUAUUUUUAUUUAUAAAAUAUUUUUAUGACACAUUUAAAAAUUUUAAAGUUUUCCAAUCCUAUGAAAGACAUUUUAAGUGUUAUUUUUUAUAUAAUGGAUAUAAUUAUCAGAACAGAUGUUGGGAUUUUGUUAAUAUAAUAAAAAUUGUAUUAUUUGUAACAUCAUUUAUGUGCCAAUUUUACACAAAUGAAAUUAAUAAUUCAAAAUAUUUUAUUUUUUCAUGUAUAAUAUUUAUUAUAAUUACAGAAAUUGCGCUUACUUUAUUAUAUUCACCAUAUGACAAAAGGUCUAAUAGUGUUUUACAAAAACUUAACCUUUUGUCUAUUUUUUCAGUACUCAUAACAUAUUUAACUAUACAAAUUAGUUUCUUUUUUGAUUUUUACAUAAUAAGUAUAUUACCAUUUAUAUUGUUUAUUUAUUUUCAUAUACAUACUAUAAAUAAAAUUGUCCUAGAAUUUGCAAUAUACAAAAAUAUUUUAAUGAAGCCUACACGACAAAAACAAAAACUAGACUCAGAAGGGUUGCUAACUGAAAAUAACAUGUUCUUUGAUUCCUAUUUAAAUACAGAAACAAAUAUCCAAGAUAAUUAUGAAGACAUAAUUUGCUCAAGAAGUAGCAAAAUAAAUAGAAAUGAUAAAAGAAAUCAAAAAGAGAUUCGUUCAAAAAUAAAAGAGAAUUAUAAUUUACUAAAUUUUAUUUUAAGAAUUAAUAAAAUACCUUCAUGCUCCAUAUUUUUUAAUGAAAAAAAUGAAGAAAUCUUUGUGCAAGAUUCAAAUGAUUUAAUAAAUAGUAAAUAUGAAAAAAAAGAGAAAUAUUUUAAAAAAUAUAGUAAUUCUCAUAAGAUAAAUUCAAAUAGGACUACUCUAGAUAUAUUAUAUUCUGAUUUGCUUACUUAUAAUAAAAAAGACCAAGAUAAUGAAAUAUUUAUCAAUUUAAAUAAUUCAGACGCCAAAAAAUAUCGUUAUAGUAGUAGUGGGUAUAAAAUGGGUAAAGAUGAAAGCCUAUUGAAUCGAAACUGGUCAAGACAAUUUUCAAAUAGAGAACAAAUUGUAGACCCAUCAGAAGAAUGUGAAGAAAAAAGUAUAUUAGAUAACCAAAUUCAAAAAGAUACGCCUCAAAAUCAUAAUUCUUCCUUAAAUAAAAUCCAUUUUACCAAAUGCCUCACUGAUGCUAUAAAUGUCUUGUUUGUUAAUCAAUGCUACAACAAAAUAUCUGUAGAAUGGUUAAGCUUUGUUAUAAGGUUUUCUAUAUGUUUUAUACACUGGAUGAAGAAUCAUGAUAAAAAUAUAAUUGAUUUUCCUCCCUUAAAUAAAAGACAAUUUGAAUUAAAAAAAAGAAACCUUUUGUUUUAUUCUUUAUUUAGUUCAUACUCAGAACUAUAUUCCUUAUAUUUCAAUAUAAAUAAAUAUAAUAAAUUUACAACAAAUAAAAACGAUUUUGUGAAAGCCAAAAAUUUAGAAAUGUUCUACAAGUAUUUAACUAGAGCCAAUCAACUAAACAUACAAACUAAUGGAGAAAAUAUCCAAAGGGAUAAUGAUAAAAUAUCAAAGCAUUUUGUUCCUUCAAAUUUUUUAGAUGAUGAAUUUUACAGGUGUGAACAAGAUAUAAUAGCAAUGCUAUUUGAUAAAAGUAUCUUUAGAAACUUGUCUAUCACAUUAGUAGAACUACAAUAUGCCAUUUAUAUGAUACAGUUUAUUGAAAGCAAAAGAUUAUCAAUUUUAAUUUUUUUGUUUUGUGAAAAAAAAAAAAAAAAAAUAAUUAAAGAAAAAUCAUAUAUAAAUAUUAUAAAAGAUACUAAAAGACAUAUACAAAAUAUCCUAAGCAGUGAUAAUAAUAUCAAUCAAGUAUAUGAGAUUGAGCAUUGUUAUUUGAAAGAAAAUAAUAAUAUAUUAAAAGACAAAAUUAAAGCGUUACAAAAACUAAUUAAUAAAAAACAAAACAAUAAAUAUCCAAAGAUUGAUAGUAUAAAAAGUAUCAUGCCAGAUGAAAAUGACAAAAAAAUAUAUAAUGAGUAA